AUGCUGGGAAAAUCCCCUCCUGAAGCUAUCCCUCUGCAAGAGCAGUUUGAUAAGCCGCUAGAGGGUAUUACUGAGACAAAAUUCGAAUCUGAAAUGAAAGCCCAAGCGAAAAUGGAGCAAUUAGAACAAGAUUUGAGUGCAAAAGAUGAUUGGACACGUCGUUCAACAGCAAUUCUUGAAGCAAUGAGUGUUCUCAAAGGCGGUAUUGCGAGUUUUGGUAUUGAUUUUUCCAAUUUGUCAACAGGAAUUGCUUCAUGUGUUUAUGAUUUACGAUCAACACUAGUUAAAAACGGAUCCCUACUUAUUGCAGCCUGCGCACAGAUAUUAGGUGCAUCUUAUAUUACUUCAACCGAUGUAGUUUUGCCUGCUUUAUCUAAACAACUCACACAUGGCACUGCAAUCAUCAGUGACUCAGUACACUUAGCAAUUCUUCAAAUAGCAAAGCAUGUGCAAAACAGAAAAGUCGUCAGAGCUAUGCAAACUCUCGCAAAUUCAAAAUCUUCAAUACAACGCGAAGUCGCAGCAGAAGCAUUUCAUUUAAUCGUUACAAAUUGGUCAUCUACAGUCAUUGCCAAGAAUACACAAGACAUUCGUGACUCAUUAAACAAAUUAUCAAAUGAUGCGUCCCAAAAUACGAGAAAAGCAGCCAGAGCGGCCUUAGAAUGUUUCAGCGAAGACGAAGCAACACGCCGCACAUCAACUCCUACCGUAAAUAUCAAAUCUAUGUCCGCUCCUUUAUCAUAUGUUCCAUCACCACCAACAAAAGAGAAAACAGCGAAGACAUCGCUCGGAAAAGCUGCGGAUUCAACAGAUUCACUCAUUUCGCAGCCUAAAACUGCAAGGGAAGUCAAUAGAACACCUACAACAAUAAGAAAGAAAAUUGCGAAAACUCCGACGGUUUCUAGGACCAAGGAACCGUUAGACGAUGGCUAUCGAUCGAAAUUUUCGGCCGAAACAUCGUUUGUUCCUGAAAAUUCGCCUGUUCCUGGAAGAGACAACAUUAGAGAGAGUUUCGACUUCAAGAAGGACAUUUCGGAGGUAAUGCCGCCUACUACGAUGAUAACCACGAAGCAGUUCUUAAGAAUUCUGACCAAAAUAAUCGAUGAAAAUAAUUGGGACGAUAUUAAUGGUCUGGAGAUGCUUUUGCCACCUAGUAUUAUAGCCGCUACACAGUUUAUGCCCAAUAUAGCGGACUGGAAGUCGUUUUUGAAGGUAUUUUAUCGUAGAUUUAAAGAUGAUUUCAAAGAUGACACGAGAUCCCUCAUUGAAGCGUUCCAUUUCGAUAAGUGGCUGGUUGGUUUGGUAUUAACAACUUACGGACAGGACUUUCUGUUUGAAAUUUUCUCAGAUAUAACUCAAUCUACCUUUGAUUUCUAUAAUACAUUGCUAAAGUUAUAUCCUGAUCUUGAACUUAGCAGUAAUAAUAUCGAAACUAUCAAAAAACUUGUCAAAAACUUCGAAAUUACUGAUGAUACAACUUAUCUCCAAAAAUUUAUUCCAUCAGAAAAAGUGACGCCCGUUGAAGAAAAAAUUUCUCCUGUUUUAAGCGACAGAUCAUUUACGAAGAGUCCCAGAUCGCCCAAUGCUGCCAAAUCUGUCGUAAAUAACGCAAUCAAUGCUAUUUAUAACGGAGAAAACGGAAACCAGCAACUUUCAGAAAUUAUUAAGUUAUUCAAGCAUAAUCGUGACUUAAUUGCAGAGAUUAAUAAGCACCUGAAUGAUAAAUUACCUUCUCUCCUUGAAUCAGACAGCAAAGAAACAGUUGUCAAUACAUUAACUUUCAUUAUAAAUUUAAUGAACGAAAGUUCCGAAUUUUUCCUUCCUGAGGCUCUAGAAGACAUCAUUUCUCUCGUGUGCACCCAAAGCAGAACAGUUUCUUCAAGAGCUUACGCUGCAUUAACUGCAAUUUCUGUAAAUCAAGAACUACUUCUUAAAAUGGUCAGUUCUAUACCAGAAAUGAAUGGAAACCAAGAAGGAAUCCUUGUCGCACUGCAAAUGGCCCUUGAAUGCUUCGGAGAUAUGGAAAGUGAUUCAUUAUUACUUUACAUCGACGUAGUUCCUAGUGUAAUCGACUUUUGCUUGAAGAGUGAUGUCACUGCUCAUAGAAGAACUGCUGUAGAAAUCGCUGCAGUGUUCAGACAAAAAGUUCCGGACGCAUUUGCAAAAUAUUUCAGUACUUUAUCACAGACCAACCAGAAAUUGAUUGAAUUGAAGGUAUCUAAGAGCAGAUCUUCAAAACAUUGA
Molecule: messenger RNA, 2244 nt
Organism: Trichomonas vaginalis G3
Lineage: Eukaryota; Parabasalia; Trichomonadida; Trichomonadidae
Product: microtubule binding CLASP family
Exons: 1
Coding region: 1-2244 (747 amino acids)
Biological process (GO): microtubule cytoskeleton organization
Cellular component (GO): cytoplasmic microtubule
Molecular function (GO): microtubule binding
Source: RefSeq, a predicted model, not a curated record